AUGGCUCUACGUAAUUUUAUGUCACGUCGUGGUACUCCGGCAGUUUUCUAUAGUGACAGGGGGACCAACUUUAUUGGCGCAGACCGUGAGUUGAAAGUAGCUCUGCGUGAUGUCAACCAAAAUGCGAUGAUAAAAGAGAUGGUAUCGUCAAGUACAUCCUGGCGCUUUAACCCUCCAGCAUCUCCCCAUAUGGGGGGGAGCUGGGAACGGCUAAUUCAAAGCGUGAAGCGGAACCUGUCAGAGCUGAAUCUAUCUCGGCGACCGUCGGAUGAGGAGCUAAGAAACGCGUUAAUAGAGAUCGAAGGAGUUAUCAAUGCGCGGCCAUUAACUCACGUACAAGUAUUGGCCAAUCGAUUCUGGCGCAGAUGGCUCCAGGAGUAUCUACCAGAGAUCACCGAUCGUUCCAAAUUGCAUCAAAGGGUGAAUCCGAUAAGAGAAGGCGACAUUGUGCUGAUUGUGGAUCCAGAUCUUCCGAGAAACUGCUGGCCAAAGGGACGCGUGAUUGGGACAGUAAACAGCGGUGGCCAGGUACGCAGAGUAACGAUCCAGACAAACACAGAAUUUUCCUACGAUCCCCAAAACGGAGUGGUUUUCGAUAAAUGGUACGCGCGGCAUGAGGAAGUUUUCACCAAGGGAGGAGAAAAACUGAAUGAUGCUGAAAAAGUGAGACUGUUACUGCAAAAGAUGAGUUCCGUAAACCACGAUAGAUACGUAAAUCUCAUUUUGCCAAAAACGUCGCGAGAAGUUCCUUUUGCAGAAACAGUUGCCACACUGAAGGAAAUGUUCGGGCAUCAAACAUCGGUUUUUUUUCGACGCUAUCAGUGUUUGCAGACAGCCAAACGAGUUGCAGAAGAUUUUGUCUCGUAUGCAAGUUCCGUCAAUCGAGCUUGUGAAGAUUUUAAUAUCCGGGAAAUCACAGCGGACCAGUUUAAAUGUCUUGUGUUUGUGGCUGGACUUCAUUCUGAAAAGCAUAAGGACAUCCGGACACUAUUGCUUGCGAAAAUGGAAAACGAAUCGGAGACGGAUCCAAUGACACUCAAAAAGCUGUUACUGGAAUGCCAACACUUAGAUAAUCUCAAACACGACACAGCUGUUAUUGAGAAUCCAAUGGUGAACGUGAAUGCAGUUUUCCGAGGUGAACAAUCCAAUUACACAAGAAAAUCGGGAAAAAUAGAUACACCAAAAGUAGCCCCACGACGUCCAUGCUGGCAGUGUGGUCAAAUGCAUUUUGUUGCUGAUUGUACGUUUUCAAAACACAUCUGUCGAAGCUGCGGUAAAGUGGGCCAUAAAGAAGGAUACUGUGGAUGCUGUUCGAAACCAGCGGUUUCUGGAUCAAACAAAACGGAUCCAUCAGCCUCAGAAAAAAGGAAGCCCUGGAAGAAAAAGCAAUCCGGUAAAACUGGGAAUGCGAACGGUGUGUAUGCUGUACAUGAUACAAAUCCCAGUGGUAGGCGCAAAUUCGUGGAAGUUUUAAUCAACAAUAAAUUGAUUGAACUCCAGCUCGAUUGUGGAUCGGAUUAUACGAUUAUUUCGUCGAAUUCAUUACGCCAAUUUGGCGAUCUGAAGACAAAUCCUACGAGUUUACGGGUGGUAACUGCUGCAGGCAAACCGCUUCCACUCGAUUUAGAGUUUCGAUGUGCAAUAACAUUCCGAAGCAUCACGAAGCAGUCGGUGUGUUAUGUGACAUCAGUUGAUGGAUUUAAUGUUCUCCGAAGUGAUCUCAUGGAAGCAUUCGGGUUGUACGACAUUCCGAUCAACUCUUUUUGCAAGCAUCUAAAAGCAGAUAUGGAUCCGGAAGAGUACAAGCAAGUAUUGAAGGCGGAAUUUCCAGCUGUUUUUCAAGAUGGACUUGGACUUUGUACGAAAGCAAAGAUCCAACUGUUCCUGACAGCAGGAGCAAAACCAGUUUUCAAGCCAAAACGACCGGUACCGUUUCAUUCACAGCGGCUCGUCGAAAAAGAACUUAUCCGGUUGCAGAACAUGGGAGUACUUGAACGAGUAGAUUUUUCAGCCUGGGCCGCACCUAUUGUUGCAGUUCGAAAGGCUCAACGAGACGCCGAUGGAGAUCCAAUUGUUCGUAUUUGUGCUGAUUUUUCAACGGGACUGAAUGCAGUAUUAGAAGCGAAUAAGUAUCCACUUCCCACUCCUGAUGACAUCUUCGCAAAUUUGUCAGGUAGUCAGUACUUUAGUGUUAUCGAUUUGUCGGAUGCCUAUUUGCAGAUGGAAGUGAAGGAGGAUUCACAAAAAUUAUUGACAGUAAAUACUCACAAAGGAUUAUUCAAGUACAAGCGUCUUCCGCCAGGGGUCAAAGCAGCACCUGGGGCAUUCCAAAAAGUCGUCGACAACAUGCUUGGUGAUCUGGAGGGAGCUGAAGCGUUUCUUGACGACGUACUCGUUUUUGGUCAAACGCAAGCGGAGCAUGAUAGCAACCUUAAACGAACACUGCAGCGAAUUCUGGAAUAUGGUUUUCGGCUCAAGAUCGAGAAGUGCAGUUUCAAAAUGACGCAGGUGAAGUAUCUGGGAGUUAUCGUUGAUCGCAACGGUAUUCAUGCAGAUCCGGAGAAGGUUAAAGCUAUCGCACAAAUGUCUCCACCGAGAGAUGUUUCACAGUUACGUUCAUUCUUGGGUGCAGUGAAUUAUUAUGCGAAAUUCUUAAAAGAAAUGCACCAGCUUCGUAGACCUCUUGAUCAGCUGUUAAAGAAGGAUAUGAAGUGGAAUUGGAGUGAAGAAUGUCAAAAUUCUUUCGAUCGGUUCAAGGAAUUGUUGAAUUCAGAUUUGAUGUUAACACACUAUAAUCCAUCGCUCGAGAUAGUCGUGGCCGCUGAUGCCUCCAGCACUGGCAUUGGGGCCAACAUCAGGCAUAGAUUUCCGGACGGCUCUGAGAAGGUGGUACAGCACGCUUCAAGAUCGUUGACACCGACAGAACGAGGUUAUGGACAAAUCGAUAAAGAAGCAUUGGCACUUGUUUACGCCAUUACAAAGUUUCAUCGUAUGCUUUUGGGACAACGUUUUGUUCUGGAGACUGAUCACAAACCUCUUCUACGUAUUUUCGGAUCGCACAAAGGAAUACCGGUUCACACAUCAAAUCGAUUGCAGCGACUGGGUCUAACGUUACUAUGCUACGAUUUCAGUGUAGAAUAUGUACCUACUAUGAAAUUCGGGUAUGUAGAUGUACUUUCCGGGCUUAUAAGUUCAGCAGUAAAUACGAAAGAAGAAUAUAUCAUCGCUAGUGUUCGUCUGGAGGAAGACAUGGCGACAGUCCUGGAGGAUUCAAUAGCUUCUACUCCAGUGACGGCUGUAAUGAUCGCCACAGCCACACUACGGGAUAAAGUGCUAAAACAAGUGAAGAAGUUUUUGGAAACCGAAUGGCCGGAAUCGUUAGGGGUAAUCAGUGAUCCUGAUGUAAAGACAUUCUUCAAUCGCAAAGACGGGCUGGGACUAGCUCAAGGCUGUAUUCUGUUCGGAGAGCGAGUAGUAGUUCCAAAGAUCUACCAAAAACGAAUCUUGCAGCGGUUACAUUACGGGCAUCCCGGCAUAGUCAGAAUGAAGAGCCUCGCUCGGAGUUUUGUCUAUUGGCCUUGUAUCGACCGGCACAUCGAAGAAGCAGUAAAGCAAUGCACGGACUGUGCCGCUGCAGCAAAAUCACCACCACAUGUUGCACCUGUGGCAUGGCCUGUUCCACCGGGACCUUGGCAACGCGUUCACAUCGAUUAUGCGGGGCCAAUUGAUGGUUUAUAUUUCUUUGUCAUAGUUGAUGCAUUUUCUCGAUGGCCGGAGAUAUAUUCAUCGUCUACGAUGACGGUGAAGGUAACGAUCCAAAAUCUACGAAACUCUUUUUCACGGCUUGGAUUUCCGAUGGUAAUAGUGUCGGACGAUGCAGCUCAAUUUGUCUGUGAUGAGUUUGAAUCAUUUUGCAAAAACAAUGGUAUCAAACAUAUGUUGACUGCUCCUUACCAUCCGCAAUCUAAUGGACAGGCGGAACGUUUUGUAGAAUCAAUGAAAAGAGCUAUGAAGAAAAUAAACAAGGGAGAACCCCUCCAAGAAACACUCGAGGUUUUUCUAGCAACUUAUCGUGCAACGCCAAGUGAAACCACUGGACAAAAAUCUCCAAGUGAACUCAGAUAUUAG
Messenger RNA from Malaya genurostris, 4128 nucleotides. RefSeq lists its product as uncharacterized. Gene Ontology annotation, biological process: DNA integration. Lineage: Eukaryota; Metazoa; Arthropoda; Insecta; Diptera; Culicidae. The record is from RefSeq and is a predicted model, not a curated record. Gene Ontology annotation, molecular function: nucleic acid binding. The transcript is spliced from 2 exons. Bases 1 to 4128 code for a protein of 1375 amino acids.